AUGAGCAGUAUAAUCAAUAAAGUUGAAGAGAAAACUGGUAUGGAUUUAAAUAACGAUAAUCAUAUUGGAAACAGUGGUAAUACUGGCCAUGCCGGUGCUGGACAUCCAGCUACAGGCGGUGCAGGUAUUGUUAAUAAGGCCGAACAAGUUACACAUAUGGAUCUGAAUGGAGAUGGACGCGUUGGUGGUGGAGCUCCUCAACACAAACAUUAA
Molecule: messenger RNA, 213 nt
Organism: Adineta steineri
Lineage: Eukaryota; Metazoa; Rotifera; Eurotatoria; Adinetida; Adinetidae
Source: the annotation of a GenBank genome assembly